AAAACAGAGGUAGAAAAGCUGGUCAAGGAAUUUGGAUCGUACACAACGCUACAUGGCUUGCACUUCCUCUUCGAAUCCUCUUCCGUAGUUCGUCGUAUUUUGUGGGUAAUGUUAAUGGGGGCGUGCAUGGUAAUUUUAGCUUUUCAAGUCAGGCACAGCUACAUUAAACUCCGAAGAUAUGACAGCCUCAUAACGAAAGACAUUGAGCGUUCAAACAGUUUGCUCUUCCCAGCGGUUACUAUUUGCAAUCAAAACAUGUUUCUGAAGAGCAAAAUACUUGGCACAGACGUACAGAUAUACCUGGAUGAGAUUGACGACCUAAAAGCGGGGUACAAGGCGUUGAUCAUGACCCCCUUAAAAAAUGCAUCGCGUGGGAUAAGUUCUUCAUUUAAUAUUCUUAAAGUUGCGGAAGAAGCAGGACAUAAUCUGACGGUCAUGAUGAUGCUUUGCACGUGGAGAGGACGCAAAUGUGGACCGGAAAAUUUUACUUCCUUUGUGUCCGAAAGAGUAAGUAUCAGUUGUUUCUAACUUUUCAUCAACUGAUGCAUUUUCCUCAUUUUUUUACCUCUUCACUCCCAAAAUCAGCAUUUUUUGAAUCCUUGAUUAAUUUUGAAUUUUUUCACUGCUAGGAGUGUAAAGCUAAGUGCAAACUGCCAACAAUUUUGGGAGUUGUUACGUCCGUGGCGUGCAAACGAAUACAACAACACCCAACAAUGUUGAAACCUGUAGUGCAUCAUGGGAGGGAUACAACCCAUAAGACUUUGGGGACUAGGUGUAAUGCGCGUGCGUGGUCCCAACAAUGCUGGAAGAGCUGUGCAAACGGAUCCAACAUUGUUGCGCUACGCUUCGGUGAUUACGGAACAAAAGAAUGCUGUGAUUUGUUUGCUCAAAAAUUUAACGAGUUUCAAACUUUGCACAAAAACUCCCAACAACACCCAAAAACAUGCAGCGGGGUGUUGGGAGUUGUUGGCCAACAAUGCUGGGUCCGUUUUCACGGAGCAAGGGUCAGGAACAUAGCUGAACCUAUUGUUUAUUUUUUUACUGUCUAUUUUGAGGGUUAGACAGUCACUUAAGCAUGUAUUGCUUUACGCUUCUCUCUUCUCCCAGUUUUGUUUGAUUAUACAAACUGAGCUCAGUGCUGGAUCCAUACCUUGACAUAAGGGGAGGCCCGGUUAUCCAUACCCACUAUACUCUGAGAUAAGGAAGAGGGGGCGGUCUACAAAAUUUUUUAUGGCCCUUCGGGCCUCAGUUUUGUCUAAAACUAAGGGGGGCCCAGUUCCUCUCCUGAAUCCACCGCUGGAGCAUGAGGUUCAUAGUUUUAUGAAUAUUUACAUCUUUUGUUAAUAAUUUUUCUCAAAGUCAGACAGAGUUCAGAGGCCUGUAUAGAAGCUUCCUUGCACUAAAUGCCUUCCCAAAUUCCCCCUUCCCAGAAAAUUGUCUUCGUUCGACCGGAAAAUCAGUUGCUUAGCCUGUGCUUCGUACAUGAUCUCUAAAUAAACUGAACCUGGCACUGAAACUUCGAAAAGGAACUUAUGGAUUCUGACUUUUUUUUCUCUUUUCACAGAGAGGUAUGUGUUACACUUUCAACUCGGGAGAACCAGGCCAUCCAUUAUUAAACGCUACUGCAUCGGGAAUAAGUCAGGCUUUGAGUCUAAUACUAGAUGUGCAACCCGAAGAAUAUUAUGGCCCCUUUAGCUACGAAGCAACUGGCAUCAAGCUUGUACUUCACGAGCAACAUGAGUGGCCGCAGGUAGAAAACUUGGGAAUUGACAUCUCACCGGGCUACAACACAAAUAUCAGGAUAAAACAAAAUAAG
Molecule: messenger RNA, 1816 nt
Organism: Porites lobata
Lineage: Eukaryota; Metazoa; Cnidaria; Anthozoa; Scleractinia; Poritidae
Source: the annotation of a GenBank genome assembly